This is a messenger RNA of Eptesicus fuscus (big brown bat), 2161 nucleotides long. Its product is annotated as tyrosine-protein kinase ZAP-70. NCBI's taxonomy places the organism in Eukaryota, Metazoa, Chordata, Mammalia, Chiroptera, Vespertilionidae. Gene Ontology annotation, cellular component: extrinsic component of cytoplasmic side of plasma membrane; cytoplasm. Gene Ontology annotation, molecular function: signaling receptor binding; ATP binding; non-membrane spanning protein tyrosine kinase activity. Bases 95 to 1954 code for a protein of 619 amino acids. The record is from RefSeq and is a predicted model, not a curated record. Gene Ontology annotation, biological process: cell differentiation; protein phosphorylation; cell surface receptor protein tyrosine kinase signaling pathway. The transcript is spliced from 13 exons.
AGGUGCCAGUCCCUGCCGGCCCGGCCCUGCCCGCUGCCGUGUCCAGGGACAGGCGAGGCGCUAGGGCGCGCAGUUCGCGCGGGCAGCGGCGGCGAUGCCGGACCCCGCUGCGCACCUGCCCUUCUUCUACGGCAGCAUCUCGCGCGCAGAGGCCGAGGAGCACCUGAAGCUGGCGGGCAUGGCCGACGGCCUCUUCCUGCUGCGCCAGUGCCUGCGCUCGCUGGGCGGCUACGUGCUCUCGCUGGUGCACGACGUGCGCUUCCACCACUUCUCCAUCGAGCGCCAGCUCAACGGCACCUACGCCAUCGCGGGCGGGAAGGCGCACUGCGGCCCCGCCGAGCUCUGCGAGUUCUACUCGCGCGACCCCGACGGGCUGCCCUGCAACCUGCGCAAACCGUGCAACCGGCCGUCGGGGCUGGAGCCGCAGCCCGGGGUCUUCGACUGCCUGCGGGACGCCAUGGUGCGCGACUACGUGCGCCAGACGUGGAAGCUGGAGGGCGAGGCCCUGGAGCAGGCCAUCCUCAGCCAGGCGCCCCAGGUGGAGAAGCUCAUCGCCACCACGGCUCACGAGCGGAUGCCCUGGUACCACAGCAACCUGACCCGCGAGGAGGCCGAGCGCAAACUCUACGCGAGCUCGCAGACCGACGGCAAGUUCCUGCUGAGGCCCCGGAAAGAGCAGGGCACGUACGCACUGUCUCUGAUCUACGGGAAAACCGUGUACCACUACCUCAUCAGCCAGGACAAGGCCGGCAAGUACUGCAUACCCGAGGGGACCAAGUUUGACACGCUCUGGCAGCUGGUGGAGUACCUGAAGCUGAAGGCCGACGGGCUCAUCUACUGUCUGAAGGAGGCCUGCCCCAACGCCAGCGCCAGCGCCAGUGCCGGGGCCGCUGCUCCCACCCUCCCUGCCCACCCAUCCACCUUCACCCAUCCUCAGAGACGGAUUGACACCCUCAACUCAGAUGGAUACACCCCUGAACCAGCACGCCUAGCGUCCCCCGAGAAGCCGCGGCCCAUGCCCAUGGACACGAGCGUGUAUGAGAGCCCCUACAGCGACCCCGAGGAGCUCAAGGACAAGAAGCUCUUCCUGAAGCGCGACAACCUGCUCGUAGCGGACAUCGAACUUGGCUGCGGCAACUUUGGCUCCGUGCGCCAGGGCGUCUACCGCAUGCGCAAGAAGCAGAUCGACGUGGCCAUCAAGGUGCUGAAACACAGCACGGAGAAGGCCGACAAGGACGAGAUGAUGCGCGAGGCGCAGAUCAUGCACCAGCUGGACAACCCCUACAUCGUGCGGCUCAUCGGCGUCUGCCAGGCGGAGGCCCUGAUGCUCAUCAUGGAGAUGGCGGGCGGCGGGCCGCUGCACAAGUUCCUCAUCGGGAAGAAGGAGGAGAUCCCCAUGAGCAACGUGGCGGAGCUGCUGCACCAGGUGUCCAUGGGGAUGAAGUACCUGGAGGAGAAGAACUUUGUGCACCGAGACCUGGCGGCCCGCAACGUCCUGCUGGUGAACCGGCACUACGCCAAGAUCAGCGACUUCGGCCUCUCCAAGGCGCUGGGCGCCGACGACAGCUACUACACCGCCCGCUCGGCGGGGAAGUGGCCCCUCAAGUGGUACGCGCCUGAGUGCAUCAACUUCCGGAAGUUCUCCAGCCGCAGCGAUGUCUGGAGCUAUGGGGUCACCAUGUGGGAGGCCUUCUCCUACGGCCAGAAGCCCUACAAGAAGAUGAAGGGGCCCGAGGUCAUGGCCUUCAUCGAGCAGGGCAAGCGGAUGGAGUGCCCGCCAGACUGUCCGCCUGAAAUGUAUGCACUUAUGAGCGACUGCUGGACCUACAAGUGGGAGGACCGCCCGGACUUCCUGACUGUGGAGCAGCGCAUGCGGACCUACUACUACAGCUUGGCGAGCAAGGCUGAGGACCCCCCGGAGGGUGGGAAGGGGGCCAAGCCUGCCAGUGCCUGAGCCCCCCUGCCCAGGGCCUGCAGGCCCCCAGGCCCAGCCUUUCCUCUGUGCCUUCAGCCCCAUCCCAGGACCCAGUGUGGCUGGGCCAGGCCACUUCCUCCCCGCAGCUGGGCUGUGAGUGGAAGCUGAGGCCUAGGCCCACACUGGUUAGGCAUGUCCUACCUGGUCACCCAUCCUUUCUGGCUGGGGGAGGAGGGGUGCCCUGAG